Messenger RNA from Spathaspora passalidarum NRRL Y-27907, 1877 nucleotides. RefSeq names its product Pbp2p (gene PBP2). The transcript has a single exon. Gene Ontology annotation, cellular component: nucleus; cytoplasm. Gene Ontology annotation, biological process: regulation of gene expression; regulation of RNA metabolic process. Gene Ontology annotation, molecular function: mRNA binding. Lineage: Eukaryota; Fungi; Ascomycota; Pichiomycetes; Serinales; Debaryomycetaceae. Bases 749 to 1702 code for a protein of 317 amino acids. The record is from RefSeq and is a predicted model, not a curated record.
AUACAAAAAAGCUGGUGUAGAAGCAAUUCUAAUCAAUUCAAUUUAAACAAUUCAAGUAACAAUGUCAGAUACGGCUAGCAAUACAAGCAGCAGUUUCAGCAGCAACAAUGCUCUUAAGAGAAAGAACGAAGAUGACGAAGAAUCUACUAGUGAACUUACCAAGCGAGUGGCGUUGGAUAGCGAACAACUAGACCAAGUUGAUAGGCAAGAGGAAGAGAGCAUUACCGCACCAGCAAUUGGUGGCGGUGAAGAACAGCCUGAAGAUGAAGAAGACGAAAGCGUGGAACAACAACAACAACAACAACAACAAGAGGAAGCUGAUGAAGACCAACCAGAACCUACUCCAACAGAAAAUCAACACGAGGCUGAACCACAACCGCAACCGCAACUAGAACCAGAACAACCACAUCAUGAAGAAGACGAACACUACGAUCAUGCUGCCGAGUCCACCUCUGAACACGCAUCUUCUAAACCAGUUUCCCUGUCCAACCAUCGUGACCUGGAUCCUACCUAUGUUCAAUUCCGAAUGUAUUGUCCCGUUAAAGAAGCCAGUUGUAUUGUGGGUAAGAAGGGAGAAAAAAUUAACUACCUCCGUGAAAAAGCCAAUGUUCGUAUCAACAUCAGUGAUAAUAUCAAGGGCGUUCCCGAACGUAUUGUCCUGGUUAAAGGUCUGUCGGAAAAUGUUGCUCGUGCCUUUGGGUUAAUCACUAGGACAAUUUUGGACGAGCCGGAAGAUGAACCAGCAUCAAUGAUGAGUCAACAAUAUAACCUUAAAUUAUUAGUGCCUCAUCCUAUGAUUGGGUUUAUUAUCGGAAAGCAAGGAUUGAAAUUCCGUGAAAUUGAAGAAAGCUCGGCUGCCAAGUUACGAGCAGCUGAACAACCAUUGCCUUAUUCUACUGAUAGAGUUUUAUCUGUGACCGGUGUCGCUGAUGCUAUUCACAUUGCCGUGUAUUAUAUUGCUCAAGUUAUGAUUGAACACAAGGAUUGCUUGAAGAAGAACAAAAUUGUUUACUAUAAUCCAAGUAACUACCACCAUGGAAACAUUUCCAGUAAUAUGAUGGCAUUGGGAGGUGCCAACAAUAUGCAACAGCCUCCACCACAGCAACACCGCAAUGAUCCGUAUGGCAUGCCAUAUGGCCAACAAUCGAUGCCAAAGCCACCACAACAAUCAGCCAGUCCGUACAAUUUCCAAACCAUGUUCCAACCCGCUAUUUAUCCACAACAACACCAACCACAACUACAACCACAAACCCAGUAUGGAAUGUCUAGUUCAUAUGGGAAUAUGGGGAUGAAUAUGGGUGGCGCUGCCGGUGGUAUGGGUGGUGCCAGUAUACCACCGCAAAACCAAUAUAUUGAUGAACAUGGAAAUACAAUUGUUGGUGAUGUCAUCACCAACCCACCAAUUCAAGCUGGUCCAUCACCAGAUAAAUUCAACCAAGAUGUGUUUGUUGCCAAUGCCAAUAUUGGUAGUGUUAUUGGGAAAGGUGGGAACAAUAUCAAGCAUAUCCGAGAAAACAGUGGAUGCAGUUAUGUCAAGAUUGAACCUGAUCGCGGACAAUCGAUUAUGUUGGGUGGUGGGAAAGGUUUAACCAAUAUCAGAAAAUUGACAUUGACAGGACUGCUUAAUUCCAUCCAAAUGGCAAUCUACUUGAUUAAUCAGAGAAUUAAUCAGGAUAAGGAAAGAAAUGCCCCUCAUCACUAGGUGAAACCUCAAACUUCUUUCAAGUGUUAUUCUGAUGUUACUACUACUGUCUUAUCAUCAUUCCGGUUCCAAUAUUUGGCUCUAACAAUUUGGUUUCUACUACUUGGUUUUCUAUAUAACUUUUUUUUUUUGUUUUAUGUAUUCUGAUAUAAAUUCUAAAAGUCUAUCUUUUCCU